This is a messenger RNA of Telopea speciosissima, 1757 nucleotides long. Its product is annotated as serine/threonine protein phosphatase 2A 57 kDa regulatory subunit B' beta isoform-like. The record is from RefSeq and is a predicted model, not a curated record. The coding region runs from base 1 to 1521 and encodes 506 amino acids. Gene Ontology annotation, cellular component: protein phosphatase type 2A complex. The transcript has 2 exons. Gene Ontology annotation, biological process: signal transduction. Gene Ontology annotation, molecular function: protein phosphatase regulator activity. Lineage: Eukaryota; Viridiplantae; Streptophyta; Magnoliopsida; Proteales; Proteaceae.
AUGUUCAAUAAAAUCAUAAAACGUGGGCAUCGUAAGGUCUCCAAGUCCGAUCUCCAAGAGCCUGCUGUUUAUGGGCAUGGUGCGUCGGCGUAUAGCAAUUAUGCAUCGGUCUCCACAUCGAACGUAACAGUGAACCAUGCCUCUCGACCCACCAUUGCUACCUCCGGCCCCAAUUCUCAGCAAAAUGCCGGAGCAGCUACGAAUUUGCUUUCUCCCACUGGGCUUUCGGAGGGUAUCGUUGAAAUUCUACCUUUGUUCAGAGAUGUUUCAGCCCCCGAUCGCCCCAGUUUGUUCCUCCGAAAGGUGCAGCUUUGUUGCAUCCUUUUUGAUUUCUCCGACACGUUGAGAUUGAUUCGAGAGAGGGAGACUAAGCGCCAGACUCUUCUCGAGCUUGUGGAUUAUAUACAAUCGGGUUCCAGCAAACUUAGCGAGAACCUCCAGGAAGAACUGAUACGGAUGAUUUCCAUCAAUAUCUUCCGUUGCUUGCCCCCAUCUUCGCAUGAGAAUACUGGUGCCGAACCCACUGAUCCGGAGGAAGACGACCCUUAUCUCGAGCCCGCGUGGCCUCACUUGCAGCUUGUGUAUGAGCUGCUCUUGAGGUACGUUGUGUCGUCUGAUACUGACACUAAGAUUGCUAAACGUUACAUCGAUCAUUCUUUCGUUUUGAAGAUCCUUGAUUUGUUUGACUCCGAGGAUCCUCGUGAGCGGGAGUAUUUGAAGACCGUUCUCCAUCGUAUUUAUGGCAAGUUCAUGGUGCACCGUCCUUUCAUAAGGAAGGCUAUAAACAACAUUUUUUACCGUUUCAUCUUUGAGACGGAGAGACACAGUGGAAUUGGGGAGCUGCUGGAGAUUCUCGGGAGCAUAAUAAAUGGGUUUGCUCUGCCAAUGAAGGAGGAGCAUAAAUUGUUCCUCGUUCGUGCUCUUAUCCCACUCCACAAGCCUAAAUCUAUUGCUUUGUAUCAUCAACAGCUCUCCUACUGCAUUACCCAAUUUGUUGAGAAGGAUUACAAGCUGGCAGAUACUGUCAUCAGGGGACUGCUGAAGUACUGGCCGAUAACAAAUUGUCAGAAGGAGGUUCUCUUUCUUGGAGAACUAGAAGAAGUGCUCGAGCUAACGCAGUCUGCGGAAUUUCAACGUUGCAUGGUUCCCCUCUUUAGACAGGUCGGGCGUUGCCUCAACAGCUCCCAUUUCCAGGUAGCAGAGCGAGCUCUUUUCUUGUGGAACAAUGACCACAUAGUGAGCUUGAUUGCACAGAACCGUAGUGUGAUAUUCCCGUUAAUUUUUGAGGCGCUGGAGAAGAACAUACAGAGCCAUUGGAACCAGGCAGUUCAUGGGCUGACAGCCAAUGUACGGAAGAUGUUCUUGGAGAUGGAUAACGAUCUGUUUGAAGAGUGCGAGAGGCAGUACCAAGAGAAAGUUGCCAAUGCCAAAGAAUUGGAAGAACAGAGAGAGUUAACAUGGAAGAGACUAGAAGCUGUUGCGGCAAAGGCUGGAAGUGAGGACAUGGUUUUGGUGAACUGAUUGAGAUGGGUGGUGGCCUAUCGAUCAGAUUGAAUGACUACUGGCUUCUCUUCAUUCUAGUUCUUAUUUAUUUUUUUUUAAAUAUAUAUUUUUUUGGGUUAGGGGAGGAUGCAUUGAAUUUGAAUAUAUCAAGAAAGCCAAUGACUAGUGUAAUCUAAAAAUGUAUCAAAAUAUGUGGAUAAUGUGCUGCAGAUUAUGAAUGCUUGUUAAGAUUUCCAGUAAAUUUAUUGAUUCCC